Messenger RNA from Cololabis saira (Pacific saury), 876 nucleotides. Its product is annotated as ubl carboxyl-terminal hydrolase 18-like. Gene Ontology annotation, biological process: protein deubiquitination. Gene Ontology annotation, cellular component: nucleus; cytosol. The coding region runs from base 1 to 876 and encodes 291 amino acids. Gene Ontology annotation, molecular function: cysteine-type endopeptidase activity; cysteine-type deubiquitinase activity. The record is from RefSeq and is a predicted model, not a curated record. Lineage: Eukaryota; Metazoa; Chordata; Actinopteri; Beloniformes; Belonidae. The transcript has 8 exons.
AUGAGAGGCCUCAGCAAUUACUAUCUGUCCUGCUGUGUGAACACUUUACUGCAGACCCUCUCCGCUACCUGGGAACUAACUGCCAUGCUAGAAAGGUGGGACGCAGCUGGCGAGAGAGCAGAUGAUCGCAAUGUUCCCCUGCAGCUGAGGAGAGUUCUCGUCGCCAUGCGUGGAGACCUCCCUCAGCCGGCUCCACAUCGAGACUUCCUCCACUGUCUGGACAGAAACCGCAUUCGACUUAAUGUGCAGCAUGAUGCUGAUGAGGUGUUCCUCUCCAUUCUGAACUUCGUACAGCAGCAGAUGGGAGACAAAAAUCUGGCUCUUGAAAUUCACAAUCUGUACAAGAUUUCAGUGGAGACUCAUCUGCGGUGUUUGGAGUGUAGCUCUAUCCAAACCCGGAAAAGCCACAUGCUGAGCCUGCCUCUACACAUAAGGGAAGAUGACAACACUCUGGAAGACUGUAUGAAAUCCUUCUUUGAAGAUCAGGAUCUGAGGGGAAUAAAUAAUUGUUUUUGCAAAGGAUGUGGAAAAAAGAUGCCAUCCAGACAGGGCAUCAAACUCUGCGCCCUACCUGACAUCUUGUGCAUACACCUGAAACGAUUUAGGAAUUCACGUGGUUUCAUCCGAAAACUCAAUAGCAGAGUCACUUUCCCAGAAACCUUUGACCCUUCUGAGAUUUUGAAGGAAGCGUUCUCUACAGACUUUGCACAGAGUGGCUGCACGUACACCUUGUAUGCAGUAGUAGUGCACUGCGGGAGUGCUGAAUCUGGACAUUACACUGCCUAUGUAUGUGACAGAGCCGACAAGUGCUGGUACUACGCAGAUGACAGCAAUGUCCAAAAGGACUUCAUCAUAUUCACAAACAUGGAAACCUGA